Messenger RNA from Synchiropus splendidus (mandarinfish), 1660 nucleotides. RefSeq lists its product as uncharacterized. Bases 127 to 1587 code for a protein of 486 amino acids. The transcript has 9 exons. NCBI's taxonomy places the organism in Eukaryota, Metazoa, Chordata, Actinopteri, Syngnathiformes, Callionymidae. The record is from RefSeq and is a predicted model, not a curated record.
CCUCCGGCGGAUGAAAUGUUCUUCAGAGGUGGAAAGAUUCAUAAGUGACGAUCAUCUGCUGCCGAGUUUCCACCACAUCUUCCUCUGCUGUGAAGGAGAGACGGAAGGAAGAGGAUCCUGCUGCAGAUGGAGACCCGGAGAGCAGGUGUCCAGCAGCUGCUGGUGAUGAAAGAAGAAGAAGAUGCUACUGAGCAGCAGGAGUGCAGCUCCAGUCUGGAUCAGGAGGGACAAGAACCUCCUCUCAUUAAAGAAGAACCAGAAGAAGAAGAUCUAGACCAAAUCAAAGAAGAGGCCACCCAGUUCUCCCUCACUCCUGUCCAGGUGAAGAGUGAAGUUGAUGGAGCAACCAGCAGCUGGACUCAACACAUGAAGACAGAAGCUGAUGGAGACACCUGUGGAGGAGCAGAAGCAGCCAGUGACUUGGAUACACCUCUCCUCCCUGACCACCAGAGGUCGCCUUGUUCUGACUCUGUUGACAGUGAGGAUCGGAGAGAGACCAUUGACCCUGAAUCUGCUUCAAAUUCAAUGGAGGAUCAGAAUGUUCACUUGAAGAUGCCACACGGAUCCACUAAUAAGCACUGCAAUAACUGCAAUGCAGUUAUUGCAGUGGCUUGCAAGACCUGCAAAAUUUGUCAAGCAGAGCAGCCCAGGCGACAGAGGCUGGCAAAACGACUGAAAACUUUUGAGAAAAAGAAAGAGGAAUGGUUGAAAAACCAAAAAAAAAACAACACCGCCUCUCGUGUGAUGGACGAGGCACAAAUGCUGCUGGAAAAACUGCACGCUUUGGGCCACAGAGCUGUGGUGUUUCUAGCUCGGCCAGGCAAGAAAGCUGGCACUUGGUCCAGUCAGGUGGUCCACUCCAAGUGGCAUCUGACUGGCCAAGCCAGUAAGUGCCUGGACCGGAUGAAGGACCUGUACGAGGUGGUUGUUACAGGUUGGACAGAUAUGCAGCCGCCAACCUCCUCCACCAUCCAUCCGUCCACAACCUCUGUCAGCCAGCCAUCAACCUCCUCCACCAUCCAUCCAUCCACAACCUCUGCCAGCCAGCCGUCAACCUCCUCCACCAUCCAUCCAUCCACAACCUCUGCCAGCCAGCCAUCAACCUCCUCCACCAUCCAUCCGUCCACAACCUCUGCCAGCCAGCCAUCAACCUCCUCCACCAUCCAUCCGUCCACAACCUCUGUCAGCCAGCCAUCAACCUCCUCCACCAUCCAUCCGUCCACAACCUCUGCCAGCCAGCCAUCAACCUCCUCCACCAUCCAUCCGUCCACAACCUCUGCCAGCCAGCCAUCAACCUCCUCCACCAUCCAUCCGUCCACAACCUCCGUCAGCCAGCCAUCAACCUCCUCCAAAAGAGCCUCCACAGGCCCUCUGAGAUUACCUCCAAGAAAAAGCAGGAAGACAGAAGAUGGAUCGAAAGAAUGCAGCCAUAUGGUUGGAGAUGACGGCUAUUACCCAGUGAAACGGGUAGUAAAAACAAAGCAUCAAAAGGGGAAAGUAAUGAAACUAAUAGAGUGGGAGCCCUGCUCCAUGUGUGGAAAGAGUUUCCCACUUCAGUGGGUCCCAAAGGCAGCAACAAAAAGAUAAAACCAUCCAUUGUCUCAUUUGUUGUUGUGUUGUUUUUGUUUAUGGAUAGUAAUAAUAAAGAAAUGUGUGACAG